AUGUCUUUGAAUGAAGCAAUCUAUUAUUCGUGCGAGAAUGCAGAGAAGGAAACGUCAUCACAACCCACCAAGACAAAACAACAGGAAAGAUUGCAAGAUUUGAAGGCGUUCGAUGCAGAAUGUCAUUAUCGGAAUAAUAAUUCAUCUCAUCAUCAUGAAGAGAUUUCUAAAGGAUUCAUCACCCUAGAUUCAUCAUUACUAAUUAAAUACAAUAAUAAUAAUAACAAUAACAAAUGUAUAGUAGGAGAAAUAAUUAGUGAGGAAGAACAGGAGGGAGUGACCAUCACUCUAAUAGAUUUUAGUAAUAAUAUUGAAGUUGAUGUUUUUGAAAAACUUGUUAGCAAGAUGAGGACAAGAAAUGUUGGAUUUUCCAAUCAAUUUAUACAUGUACAUACCUUGAUGGAUUUGGGAGAAGUAGUCACAACAGGUCACGGGCCAUAUAAUUGGCCUUAUGGUGUUGCCAUCUCACACAAGUGUAAAUGUAUUUUAAUUAGUGACCAAUACUCGAAUAAUAUUAGUAUCUUUGAUCUGGAGAGUAAGAAACUAAAGACUAAACUAACAACAUUAUUUGAUCCUGGAUGCUUGUGUAUUGAGAGUGGAAAAUCUGAACGUGAUGACGAUUCACUCAUUGUCAGUUCCUGUAAGAAUCGAGUGAUAUAUAAGUGGAAUAAUUUAGAGAGUGUGGUGAUAAAAAGUAUCAAUAAGGAACGGAUGCCACCGUUCGUUUGGAAACAAGGAGAUUUCGGAACGCCUAGAGGAAUUACAAUUCGCUAUGAAAAGCAAUCCAGUUUUAACACUAUAUUUGUUUGUGACAAUACUAAACAUAAUGUAACAUUACUAAACUCAGAGACUGGUCAAAUAUUGAGGGCCAUCAGCAAAUUGGAUGGUAUUUACUUUGGAGAGCCAUUCGGUAUUGCUCUAAAUAAUUAUGGUGACUUGAUAGUAAGCGAGAAGUAUUUCAAUAGAGUACAAAUUCUUUACCUCGAUUCCAAUAGUGGUGAAUGGAUUUCAAAAAUCAAAUUUGGAAGUAAGGAAGGUACACUAAAGUGUCCUAGUGGAUUACUUUUUGAUAGAGUUAGAGAACAAAUAAUUGUUUGCGACCAAGAAAAUCAGAGAAUUUCAAUUUACAAGGAAAAUGGUGAAUUGCUCACAACAUUUGGUACUUUUGGUGUGUGUAAGAGCUCAAAGGAUCCAAACUUACUGAAUUACCCAACUACGGUUUGUCUUGAUGAGAAGAGUGGAGAAUUGUUUGUUGUGGAUUCGUGGAAUAUUCGUGUACUUGUAUUCAAAUAA
Messenger RNA from Naegleria gruberi, 1293 nucleotides. RefSeq lists its product as uncharacterized. The record is from RefSeq and is a predicted model, not a curated record. NCBI's taxonomy places the organism in Eukaryota, Heterolobosea, Eutetramitea, Acrasida, Naegleriidae. The coding region runs from base 1 to 1293 and encodes 430 amino acids. Gene Ontology annotation, molecular function: protein binding. The transcript has a single exon.